Molecule: messenger RNA, 429 nt
Organism: Cyprinus carpio (common carp)
Lineage: Eukaryota; Metazoa; Chordata; Actinopteri; Cypriniformes; Cyprinidae
Product: ribonuclease inhibitor-like
Exons: 5
Coding region: 1-429 (142 amino acids)
Source: RefSeq, a predicted model, not a curated record
AUGAAGCUUUAUUCAGAUGUGACAGAAAUCUCCAGUCUGCUGAGAAAUUCACAGACACUACAGAUACGCAGACUUUCAGACUGCAGUAUCAGUGAAGAAGGUUAUAAAGCCCUGUCUUCAGCUCUGAGAUCAAACCCUUCACAACUGAUAGAACUGGAUCUCACAGAAAAUGAUCCUGGACCAUCAGGAGUGAAGCAGCUCAGUGAUUUACUACAGGAUAGACUCUGUUUAUUAAAGACCAUCAGGUUUUUGAAAAGUCCUGCUGCAGAGGAAGCGUGUGAGUAUCUCACUGGAGUUCUGGGUAAAAGUCCAUUAUUACUGAAAGAACUGGAUCUGAGUGAAGAUAAAUUAGGAGAUCUGGAUGGAGAGAAACUCUCUGCUCUUUUGAUGGACUCUCACAGCAAACUGGAGAAAAAUAAUGCUGAAUAA